Messenger RNA from Spodoptera frugiperda (fall armyworm), 1063 nucleotides. It is a transcript of the gene mRpL9, whose product is annotated as 39S ribosomal protein L9, mitochondrial. Bases 102 to 863 code for a protein of 253 amino acids. Gene Ontology annotation, molecular function: structural constituent of ribosome. Lineage: Eukaryota; Metazoa; Arthropoda; Insecta; Lepidoptera; Noctuidae. The transcript is spliced from 5 exons. Gene Ontology annotation, biological process: translation. The record is from RefSeq and is a predicted model, not a curated record. Gene Ontology annotation, cellular component: mitochondrion; ribosome.
GUUAAUAUAACCUAGAAAAACAAAUUGUCAAAAUAUAUUUAUUCAAAAAUUGUAUUCCUAUAAAAUUUGGGAAUUUUUUACGUAUCAUCAAUCAUUUAAAUAUGUUUGGGUUACGUUCGUUAGUUCGUAGUGCCAUUACUUCAGGAUGUAAUAUAAAUCAUCAACAAACUAGAAACACAUUUAUUCUUAAAAGAAAAACCCCAGUGCCUCUACAUAAGAAGGGUGGGAAGCCUAUAAAAUUGAAGGGACGGCAUUUUGUAUACGACCUGGUUGAAGAUACAAAUGUCAAGAGAAAACCUGAUGUUAAAGUAAUUCUUAACCAGUUCAUCGAUGGUGUUGGGAAUAAAGGUCAAGUUCUAACACUCCGGCCUCACCAAGCCUACAAUGAGUAUCUUGUGCCUGGAUUAGCUGUGUAUGCCAGCCCACAGAAUUUAGAAAAGUAUGAUGCUAAUGAAGAGAAGUCUACUACUGAGAGUAAUUACAGUUCACCUUAUGUGCACAGGACUAUUGGUUGCUUGUCGCGUGUGAUAUUACAAAUUACAAUGAGUAAAUUAGAACCCUGGGUUUUGGAGCCGUGGCACAUCAGUACUUCUUUCAGAAAAUCUGGUUUUCUGGUCCCUGAACAUUGUAUUGAGAUGCCCCCCGCACAGAUCAAGGGACCUGACCUAACCUUACAGGACAAGGAAUUUUAUGUCACUGUAACGAUCAAUAAUACAGAAAAAGUAAAUGUAAGAUGUAGAAUUCAUCAUUGGGCCACUGGACUGGACAGGCUACCAUGGGAGGAGUUCCAUUGGAAGAAACCCAAGGAAGCACUAUUCCCUGAACAAGCUGCAGAACUGGAAAAGAUGCCUUUGCCUCAAUAACAAGUAUAUAAUUAAAAUAAAUGUAGUCAGAAUUUAGAUUUACUCAUAUUGUUGGAUUUUUUUACUAUUUAUCUGAACAAAUAUCCAUAUUAUACAAUAAGCUGGGAGGAGAUCCAUACAUACUCCUUCAAGGAAUCCUAUAGAUGUUACAAAGAAUCAUGUUUUGUUAGUUUAAAAAAUAAAUGACACAAAGCUUUAAA